This is a messenger RNA of Nestor notabilis (Kea), 842 nucleotides long. RefSeq names its product ferritin heavy chain-like. Gene Ontology annotation, biological process: intracellular iron ion homeostasis; iron ion transport. The record is from RefSeq and is a predicted model, not a curated record. The transcript is spliced from 2 exons. The annotation marks the transcript as partial. Gene Ontology annotation, molecular function: ferrous iron binding; ferric iron binding. NCBI's taxonomy places the organism in Eukaryota, Metazoa, Chordata, Aves, Psittaciformes, Psittacidae. Gene Ontology annotation, cellular component: cytoplasm.
GGUGAAUAUUUUGAUCAGUCACAUGUGGCUCUACCAAAUGUUUCAAAGUUCUUCUUGCAUCAAGCUCUGGAAGAGAGAAAAGCCGCAGAGGCUUUGAUGAAGUAUCAGCAAGAAAGAGGGGGCCAUUACUGUUCUAAAACCAUUCAGAAACCAAACUGUGAGUAUGCAGUUGGUCUGAUGAAAGCCCUGGAACUAGCAAUGGUACAGUGGAAAACUAUGGUACGGUAUUUUGAAGAGCUUUAUGCCCUGAGUAUUGAAAAUGCAGACCCUCAUAGUGCAAGCACUAUCAAGAAACAAUUUAUCGGGCCCAAAGUCCAGAAGAUCAAGCUGAUGGGAGAUCUGCUGACCAAUGCUCGCAGGCUUGACUGUUCCCAGGAUGGCAGAAAUAGUCUUGGGGAUUACUUCAUGGACCGGUUGCAGGAAGAGUUCAGAACAGGCGUAGAGCCAGAGUCUAGUCAGCACUGCGGGCCCUGCUCUCCUCUGCAGCAGCGUACAGGAGCUGCAGAGGGUCUGAAGCGACCCCAGAGAGAAUCUUCCCAGCACAGAAAUGGCAUAGGGCCAAUCUGUGCAACCAUACACUGCGCUGCCACCCUGCCACAGCGUAAUGAUGGGACAGGAGCAAAAGUGAAGCAGGGCAGGGAGGGCCUUUAAUGCUGUGGCUGUUGCAGCUACAAGGCAGCUCCUAAGGCAGGCUUGUACAGAGGGUGGACUUGAGACCAGGAAUCGGGAGACAUGAUGCUGUAUUGCUCCUCCUGCUUUACACCCUGUCCUAUGUUCAGCCACAGCUCAAAAUCUAGCCCAUAUCAUUACUGCAUUUAAAUGACAGCAAGGUUGCUAGUUAC